Molecule: messenger RNA, 4548 nt
Organism: Neospora caninum
Lineage: Eukaryota; Apicomplexa; Conoidasida; Eucoccidiorida; Sarcocystidae
Product: N-acetylglucosaminyl transferase component domain containing protein
Exons: 3
Coding region: 1-4548 (1515 amino acids)
Biological process (GO): GPI anchor biosynthetic process
Cellular component (GO): endoplasmic reticulum; membrane
Source: RefSeq, a predicted model, not a curated record
AUGAAUGUCUCCUCGUACCCCUUCCGCCUCUUUGUUCCUGUAGAAUUUCUGUCUUCGUCUCCAGGAUGGAUCACCGGGUGGGUUCUCGGCGAGUCGACGGCCAUCGUCGCCGCCUUGCUUCCGCCGCUACCCUUCCACAUUGCCGCGCGCUUGUUCGCCGACGCUCAGAAACGGAUUUCUUCCGCGCCCUCCCUCGCGCGAAGAGAGGUGGUAGAUGCGCGGGAGGCAGACAACGCAGAGAGUGAAGCAAGAGACGAGGCCGGAGACGAACGAGGAGACACUGACGCAGCCGGGAGCGAGGAUCAAGACGGCAGAGGCGAAAGGCCGGUGAAGAGCGAAAGGCCCUGUGGACCUGCGGGGGCGCCGCAGAGAGCCAAGUUCAGCAACAGUUGGAUACAUCGCAAUUGGAGAGACGGCCAGGAACGGCCGGACAGCAAGGGUGUGCGCGUGUCUCCUCCGUUGCGGAUUUUAGGCUGGUGGCGGGGCAGGGACGACGCGGCGGUUCCAGGCGGCGCUGGUCCUCCCGGUCGCCCUGUCUCUCUUGAUAGCUUUAGCCCAGCGGGGCCGUCUUGCCGCCUCUUGGGGCGGAGCUCGCUUUCGGAGAAGCAUCGAGACCUCUCGACUGACGCGUUUCUCCAGGACGUUUCUCAGCCAAGCCCGUCUGGGGCGCCGUCGGAAGCGUCGCCCCGUGCCGUAGGUUUCGCCGGUGAAAAAAACGCGUUUUGGAUUGAAGUCUCGAUUCAUUCCCAAACGGGGCUUCCUGUCCCUUUCUUCGCUCGUCAGGAUGCUCUCCCAGAGGCGGUCUCCGGUUCUGCCUGCGGCCUGCUCGCUCCUCUUCCGACCGAGUCCGACCCGGUGGCUGCCGCCGCGCCCGCGCAGGCCCCCAGGCCUUCAACCGGUCUGCGUCGCCUCCGUGGCUUCUCUCGCGCCGCCAAGGCGUCUCCCGCUGGGCCGGAAAAGCUUCCAGCUGACCCGCCUUUCUCUCGGGGCGAGGUGCCGUACGGAAUGUGUCCUCUCGACCGGCAGGGAGACUGGGCUCUGAAGCCCGUCCAGAUUUUUCUGCUCCGCCUGCCUACGCACCACGGCUUCACUGGAGAAGGCGUCUCAGCGGAGGAACGGAUGAACUUGGCGUCCGCCGACUCGGCGUCGGGCUGUUUUGUGAAGACUCAGGAGUUGAUAGAGGCGCUCCAGCGCCCGCUGCUGUGGAGAGAAACUGCAGACUUUCCGAGGGAGAAGGGAGAGGCCCAGCGCGCAGACUCCCCGGAGGCACGCGGGCUCUCCGCAGGGGCAACGGAGACAGGGGACGGGGCAACCGGCUCGCUGCGGCGAAAUGGACGGGCCGGCGGCGACGGUUUGAGGCAGGCCAAAGGCCGGGAAACUGACAAAGGGGCGAAGGGCGCCGAGCUGUCUCGUCCCCUUCGCAACGGCCACAAAGCCGACGCGCAGCGCAGGAGACAGAGAGCGCGCAGCCACGCCCCACACAACGGCCCGGUGAAAGAAGAGAAGGCAGAGGCGACGGCUCAGAAAGGAAACGGUGAUGACGCGCAGCAACGGACAGAGGAGACCCUCGAAGUGGUGUGGCUUCACCUGCAAGGCACUGCCAAAGUGGUUGCGAGCGUGUCGAAGACGUUGACGUCGUGGCAACACGCGGAGCGCUCACGUCGGUCCCGAUUCGAGCGGCAACAGCGGUCAAAAGGGCAGAACGGCGAGGACCCCGAGGACACAAAGAGUGAGGCGGCCGACGAAGGCAGUCCUUCUGCCUAUCUCUUCUCUCUUGCGUCUUCUUUCUUCCCACAGAACUUGACGCCGGGGUGCCCCACCCGCGGUCUUCGCGCACUCCAGAAGAGGUUCUCUAGUCUCGCGUUGUUCCUUGUCUACUUUUUAUUCCGCUUUUUCGAGCUCCUCUGGUACCACGGCGUCCUCGUCGUGUACCCAGGAGCAGACCGCCGUCUGGCGCGCGCGCGCUCCCAGAGUCCUUGCGACCUUGAAAAGCUGAAUGGGAGUGGGUCCGGUAGCACGCCGAACAAGAGAAACGAGCCGCAGCCCUUCUUCUGGGGCACUGCGGAUCACCUGCUGUCUUCUCUGUCUUCUCUCGCGGCGUGUGCGCCUUUGUUGCGGCGCUACAUGCACUCCCGAGAGAGAGACAUGCACGCCGUUUCCUCGCACUCGCGAGAACAACGGAUGGACCCAGGGGCCAAGCGAAGCGGCGGUGUCGUCGACCACUGGAAAAAGCCGAAAACUGGGGUUGAACUGUCGCCCAGGGCGUCAGGGAGAGAGCACUGGGACGCGGCCAGCCUUCCUGUGUCACCGGAGCCGUCGCGCUGUUCCUGUGGGGAAGAGAUUUGCAGUGGAGUGGACGAGAAAGGAGCCGGUGGAGCGGAAGGACCGCAGGGUUCCCUGCAUGGGAGAAAACGAUCGAGGGCAAAGGAUAAGAGGCGCGAUGUUUCCGCCAACGAGUCCGACACGCUUGACCAGUCAAGGGGAAGGGAACGGCCGUCAGUCUGCCCCCGAUGUGAGUUUUUCUCGUUGGUGUCGGCCUCCGAAGCCGACAGGCUGCUUGCCGCGCCUUCACUCGCUUGCCCUAUCCCGAAGCGCCUGCCGUGGUACUUGUCAGUGGCGCCUUUGCGGAUUCUGGGCGUCGUGACGGCGAUCGGUCUGGAUUUGUUGAUUGGCCUGUUCAUCCCCCACUUGCUAGCCAUCCUGGUCACGGGUCUGGUGCUCCCCUCUUCCUGUCGCUCCUGUUUGCCGUUCUCAGCCUUCUCCCCUCUGGCGCAGUCGCCUCCCGAGAGCGGGAGAGAGAUCUGCUCCGCAGUCGACAGCUCUGCUCUCCUGCUCGAAUUUGACCGUGGGAAGGCCGAUCUUUACUGCCCGCAGCUGGACCCUUGGGAAUCGUGUCUUCAGCCGGCGUGGCAAUCUUCCUGUACCUAUUCUUUUCUGCGGCCUCUCGGGCCGACGGCCACCAUGCUAACUGACGGCGGCGGCACAGAGGUCGCCAGCGAUGCACUCAGGGCCGAUCUCUCCUCGAUCCCCCUCUGCUUUUCGUCGGCAGCCAGUUGCCUCUUGUAUGGUCCUCCUCCUUCUCUGUUUGCGCUCUUCUCGCGCGCCUACUGCUUCCUCCACCUGCGACUCCUCGCAGAUCACGUGCGGUGGCUGAUGGAUAACCCGGCGGGAUUCAAGCUCAACCCGAAUCUAGGCAGUAUUCUCGGGUCCCUCAUUCUGACCACGCUGCAUUACUGGAACGAGGCUGCUUCCGUCCUCUACGACUUCUUUGCAGAUCUCUGGGGAUCCAACAGUGGAACGCUUGCUUUGCCUCUGGCCCUGCUGCUCUCCCUCUUUUCGUUUCUCUCCGGCUGGCUCCUACCCGACAACUCCCGCUCCCUCGCCCUUCUUCAGAAAGAGAACGGCCGUCGCAGGCCCGCAAAUCUCGACGUCGGCGACGAGGACGGGUGCCCCGGCUCGCUCUUCCGGCCUCUCAUAAACUUGGUCUCCUGUUCCACCUUUCACAUUGGCGUUGAAUUUGUCACGUUAGCCUUCGGCGCCGUUUUGAGCUGGCGAGGACCUACCCGGGGCUGGGCGUGGGGAGGCGCGUUCUUCUUCGCCACUGCCGCCGAUUUAAUGCUCUUUUCAACUGCUCACGUAUUUUACAUCUACAUGGUCUGUGCGAAACUGAUGGAGACUUCAUGUCAGUGCCUCUGCACCCUGUUUACCAUGUUUCGGGGAAAGAAGCGGAAUAUUCUGCGUCAUCGGGUAGAUACACUCGAGUUUGAGCUUGACCAGCUCUUAAUGGGAUGCAUACUCUUUACUAUCAUGAGUUGCCUCUUCCCGACUGUCUUUGUCUUUUACUUCUCCUUUGCGAUUAUUUGGCUCUCCAUCCUUUUCGUCCACAGCAUGCUGCGCCUUGUAGCGCUGCUGGUCCGCCGGCUGCCGCUGUCUCUCCUUCUCUUGCGGCUCAUCUACCCUGGCCUCUUUCCUGGAUCGAUUAGUGUUCGCGUGCUGGAAGACGGCUGCUGCACACAGGCGCCCAGGAAGCAAGUUGCAGAUGACGAGACGAUGGGAACGCGAAAAAGUCGCAACGCGAAAGGAGGAAGUAGCGAGCGCUCGUCGACGCAAGUGCAAAAUGGUCAAGAGGGAAGCAGUGGCAAAGCAGCAACUCUGGCGGUCGACUGUUCAGUAGAACUCAGUCAACCCCAUCUGGAAGACAGCUCAGGUUCAGAGUUGGUUCCCAGCGUCGAGUUGCCACGACACUCAGUCGGCAGCUUACAGGGGAAAUUAAACCACUCCACUGACUCUCACACCCCGAACGGAAACCUCCCCUGCUGGUCUAGACCCGGUCCAGCUCCACGAUGUGCCUGCCAAAAUCGAAUAACGUAUAUUGAACUGCAGACCCAUCCAGUGAGUUGGGGCGAAAUCUUGCUCCCUACUUUUAAAGAGGCACUGACAUUCGUCGUUUUGUCUGCUCCUUCAAGGUGCAUUCGUCUGAAGCGUGUCACUGCACGCUCUGCAAACUCCUUUUUCGUUGGGAUGCCCGGCGAUCCAUUCGCGACGUGA